AUGCCGCCUUCCUCAGAAAGACACAGAGCCAUAGGCUUUGGUCUACUCGGUGUUUUGAUCUUGUCAUUAUCGCUAGCAUGCUCUGGUGCAUCUGCAUUCGAGGUCAAUGACUGGGAGGAUGCGUGUAAGCCUGGCUUCAUGUCUAUCAGCCUCGGACCUUCGUAUGCGAGCGUGGGCAAGAUACAACGCGGUGCUAGGAGGAUACCGCUUGAUGGCCAGAGUUUCACGAUCAUGGGGUCGGAUGAAUUGGCACAUCAUGCACAAAGUGAUCCAAGUCUUUCAAGUGCUCUAUUCGAUUCCAGUGUUGUGGUUUGCGAUGCCGCCGAACCCGAGUACUUCUUACAUCAGAUCAUCAAGCACCCGAUCCCUCACGUAAAUUCAAGCAAUCCUCACGAAGUUCACAUUUUCAAAGACUCGGUAAUCGAAGCCCUCUCGGAACUCAAAAAGGUGGCCGAAGCCUGGACACUUGGACCCAUUGAACAGGCAGUUGUGACUGUACCGCAAUAUUUCACCAGGGAAGAACGCGAUGCCAUCACGGAGGCUGGGGAUUCCAUUGGAAUAGAAGUCCUUCGCAUCAUGAACGCGCCUACCGCCGCUGCUAUUGGACUCGGCAUAGACAAGCUCGACGACGAAUUCCACUUCAUUGUGUAUGACCUAGGAAGAGAAGCCUUCGAGGUAUCUUUGUUCGAGGUUGAUGCAGGUGUGUUUGAAGGUCUGGCCAGUGUCAGUGAUCACCAGAUUGGCAAAGAGGUGGGCGGAUUGAUGUAUCAAAAGCAGCUGAGAGGGAGCUCGGUAUUCGACGCAACUGAGAUGGAGACACUCGAGAAGACACUACCCCUUCUGGGUCGGGUUAUCGAAAGCGCGAAUCUUUCUAACAACGACAUUUCAAAAGUCCUUAUCGUGGGAGGCUACACCGAACCGGCACAGUUGAGAUCCAUGGUAAAGGCCUUCUUCGGUACCGGAGCCUCUGCGAUCUUCGAUUACCCAGGAAGUCUCCGUUUGAUACCAGACAUGUGGGACUACGACGAAGUUGUCACGUUUGGCGCGGCUGUCUUUGCCGAGAAUGUCUGUGGACACGGAAGAUACGAUGAACUAGUCGGUACGUUUGAGGUGAAUCCACGAUCUGUCCUUCUCGAGAUCAUCGGAGGCGAGGCGCAUCGGGUGUUUCAACGGUACACAAUACUCCCGAGUACUCGGGCCAUGACCUUCACCACGACAGUGGACGGACAGACGAGGAUCGUCAUACCAGUCUUCCAGGGCGAGCUGCCAGAUGCGAGUAAAAACGACGAAGUACUUGUUCUCAGGUUGGACUGCAUCCCGCCAGCGCCUCGCGGAACUCAGACUAUCCAAGUGGUUUUAGAGGCAGACGUUGACGUGGCGGACGAUGCGUACAGGAUCUUGCUCAAAGCGUCAGCGCAUCUCGUAGGUGGAAGAGAGCAGUGUUCGUACAGCGCUUUCGGGGUUCUUCAUGACUUUGGUGCAGUUGAUGCACUCACUGGCGAAGAAAUUGAGCUUGAAGCAGCGUAUGUCUAUGGAGGAGUCGAGCCCGGGCGGCCUGGUAUCUGCAUCAAUCCUCAAAGCGGUAUUGGCCAUCACUACGUGGCGGCAGCUGAAUAA
Messenger RNA from Colletotrichum costaricense, 1617 nucleotides. Its product is annotated as PrBiP. Gene Ontology annotation, molecular function: ATP binding; ATP-dependent protein folding chaperone. Lineage: Eukaryota; Fungi; Ascomycota; Sordariomycetes; Glomerellales; Glomerellaceae. Bases 1 to 1617 code for a protein of 538 amino acids. The transcript has 4 exons. The record is from RefSeq and is a predicted model, not a curated record. Gene Ontology annotation, cellular component: cytoplasm.